Messenger RNA from Aureococcus anophagefferens, 375 nucleotides. RefSeq lists its product as hypothetical. Gene Ontology annotation, cellular component: cytosol; mitochondrion. The transcript has a single exon. The record is from RefSeq and is a predicted model, not a curated record. Bases 1 to 375 code for a protein of 124 amino acids. Gene Ontology annotation, molecular function: peptidyl-tRNA hydrolase activity. Lineage: Eukaryota; Pelagophyceae; Pelagomonadales; Pelagomonadaceae.
AUGCCGCCGCCGCCGCCGUCGGCGCAGCGGCUCAAGCAGGUCCUCGUCGUCCGCGCGGACCUGGGCAUGAGCGCGGGCAAGAUAGCGGCCCAGUGCGCGCACGCGAGCCUCGGCGGCUACCGCGAGGCGCUCCGGCGGACGCCGGACGUCGCGGACCGCUGGGUCGGCGCCGGCGAGACGGUCAUCGUCGUCCAGCACGACGGGUGCCUGCGCAGCCUGCACGCCGCCGCCGUCGCCGCGAACCUCAACACGUCCCUCAUCGCCGACGCGGGCCGCACGGAGGUCGCGCCGGGCACGGAGACGGUCCUCGGCGUCGGACCGGCGCCCGCGGACGACGUCGACGCGAUCACGGGGCGGCUCAAGCUCCUGUCGUAA